Messenger RNA from Tarenaya hassleriana, 2239 nucleotides. Its product is annotated as linoleate 9S-lipoxygenase 5, chloroplastic-like. The coding region runs from base 38 to 2239 and encodes 733 amino acids. Lineage: Eukaryota; Viridiplantae; Streptophyta; Magnoliopsida; Brassicales; Cleomaceae. Gene Ontology annotation, biological process: lipid oxidation. The record is from RefSeq and is a predicted model, not a curated record. Gene Ontology annotation, molecular function: metal ion binding; protein binding; oxidoreductase activity, acting on single donors with incorporation of molecular oxygen, incorporation of two atoms of oxygen. The transcript is spliced from 9 exons.
GAAAGCUUAAGAUCAAAGGUCCAAUUCAGCGUAGACAAUGGAGGGAUCAGCCGCCAGUAAGAUGACGAUGAUUCAAGGAGAAGUGGUCGUGAUGAAGAAGAACGUGCUCGAUUUCAAAGACGUCAUGGCCUCUGUUCUUGACCGUGUCCACGAGCUCCUCGGUCGUCGUGUCACUCUCCAACUUGUCAGUUCUGUUCAGCCCGACCCAGGAAAUGAGAGGAGAGGGAGACUUGGAAAAGCAGCUCACUUGGCAAACUGGGUCAAGAUAAAGUCGGCGGUGACAGCUGAAGAAACUGCGUUUGCGGUUGCAUUUGAGUGGGACGAGUCAAUGGGAACGCCGAGUGCGUUCGUGAUCAAGAACCAUCACCGUAGCCAGUUCUUUCUUAAGUCUCUCACUCUCCGUGACGUUCCCGGUGCCUCCGGAUCCAUCCACUUUGUCUGCAACUCUUGGAUCUAUCCUUCUCACCGUUAUGGUUACGAUCGUGUCUUUUUCUCCAACCAGGCGUAUCUACCAAAUGAAAUGCCGGAAUUGCUCAAGGAAAUAAGGGAAGAAGAGUUGAUGAAUUUGAGAGGGAAUGGGAAAGGAGAGAGGAAGGAGUGGGAUAGAGUCUAUGACUACGAUGUUUUCAAUGAUUUGGGAUCUCCGGACAAAGUCCAGCAAUCAUUUCUCGACCAAACUCUUCGUGAUAGUUUUGGUAUUCUUUUAGAGAGUCGAUCGGCUUGGAGGGCUGAUGAAGAGUUUGGUCGAGAAAUGAUUGCUGGACUCAAUCCACUUGUCAUCAGACGUCUCCAGGAAUUUCCUCCGUUGAGCAAGCUGGAUCCGGAUGUAUAUGGAAAUCAACAUAGUUCUAUCCGAGAAGAUGAUGUUGAGCCCAACAUGAAUGGUCUCACCAUCGACGAGGCUUUGAAGCAGAACAAGCUUUACGUUUUGGAUUACCAUGACUCAUUGAUGCCUUACUUGAGAAGGAUGAACUCAACUGGCGCAAAGUUGUAUGCUACUCGAACCGUUCUCCUCCUUAAAGAUGAUGGUAUUCUGAUGCCUUUGGCCAUUGAGUUGAGCCUUCCUCACCCACAAGGUGAAAAAUAUGGUGCUGUUAGCAAAAUCUUUACACCGGCUGCGAAAGGUGUUGAGGCCUCGAUUUGGCAGCUUGCUAAGGCUUACGUUGCGAUCAACGAUUCUGGUUUUCAUCAACUUAUCAGCCAUUGGUUGCACACCCAUGCUACUAUGGAACCGUUCAUUAUCUCAGCAAAUAGGCAACUGAGUGUGAUUCAUCCGAUUUAUAAGCUUUUGCAUCCUCAUUUUCGUGACACAAUGCAAAUAAAUGCUUUGGCUCGUCAUAUCCUUAUAAAUGCGGAUGGUGUGCUCGAAAGGACUGUGUUCCCGGGAAAGUACUCCAUGGAGUGGUCUUCUUCACUUUACCGGAAUUGGGUUUUCACCGAUCAGGCUUUGCCUGCUGAUCUUCUAAAAAGAGGAGUGGCCGUUCUGGAUCCAAGCUGCGAUGGCGGUGUUCGACUUUUGAUCGAGGAUUACCCUUAUGCUGUUGAUGGGUUAGAGAUCUGGUCUGCCAUUGAGACGUGGGUGACUGAGUACUGCUCGUACUAUUACAAAACGGACAAAACUAUCCAGACUGACAUUGAGCUUCAAUCAUGGUGGUCUGAACUUCGAAAUGUGGGCCAUGGUGACAAGAAACAUGAGCCUUGGUGGCCGAAAAUGCAAUCUCGGUCCGAACUCAUCCAAACAUGCUCAAUCAUCAUCUGGAUUGCUUCUGCUCUUCAUGCUACCGUUAAUUUCGGUCAGUAUCCUUAUGCUGGUUUUCUCCCUAAUCGGCCAACGGUUAGUCGUCGGUUCAUGCCUGAAUCUGGUACAAAAGAGUAUGAAGAAUUAAAGAAAGACCCUGAUGUCGCAUACUUGAAGACGAUCACUCCACAGUUGCAGACACUACUUGGGAUCUCUAUCAUUGAAGUUUUGUCUAUGCAUUCAACGGAUGAGCUUUAUUUGGGACAGAGGGAAUCUCCGAAUUGGACUGCUGAUGAUGAGGUUUUGGCUAUGUCUAGAAGAUUCACCGAGAGGCUUGAGCAGAUCGAGAACAACAUCGUUAGGAGGAACAACAUCAAGAGCUUGAAGAAUCGGCUUGGUCCGGUUAAGAUGCCGUACACUUUGUUAUACCCAAACACAUCGGAUUACACAAGGGAAGGUGGUAUGACAGGAAAGGGAAUACCGAACAGUAUUUCGGUUUAG